GAUUUAGAUAACAUUUUCGUAAACCAAAAAGCUACAAGAAUCGUAGCCAAAGCUGAGAGCCACAAUGAGGAUAGUGUUAGUCUUUUUAUUCUGUGCCAUUAUUGGUUUCACGGCAGCCAAGCACUUGGUAGAAAUAAAAAGGGAUGCACCACUAAGAGGCUCAGAGGCCUUUAUAGACAAAAGUGUACAGCUUCUGCAGAAAUGUUUCAAACCGGGCCAACAAACGAAACAGUGCUUCAAAGAGUUUCACUCAAAACUGAAUCCUCCUUCCGCGGCCAGCCCCUGUGAGAAAGAGUUAGGGGGAUGCGUCUCCAAGGCAACUCAGAAUCACAAUGGACUGACAUGUCUGGACAAUUUCGUUCAUUGCCUGAAAGAUAAGCUUAAGGAUGUCAUCUGAGUGAGAUGACCGUUUCUUGUUGACUGCAGAUAUGGAGAAUAAAAGAUUCAGUGAAGAUGAAUAAAGAUAUCUUUUAGGUGGCGUUUGCCAUGUUUUUACUUUC
This is a messenger RNA of Stylophora pistillata, 500 nucleotides long. RefSeq lists its product as uncharacterized. NCBI's taxonomy places the organism in Eukaryota, Metazoa, Cnidaria, Anthozoa, Scleractinia, Pocilloporidae. The record is from RefSeq and is a predicted model, not a curated record.